This is a messenger RNA of Bactrocera dorsalis (oriental fruit fly), 4831 nucleotides long. It is a transcript of the gene aos, whose product is annotated as protein giant-lens. Bases 1116 to 2777 code for a protein of 553 amino acids. Lineage: Eukaryota; Metazoa; Arthropoda; Insecta; Diptera; Tephritidae. The record is from RefSeq and is a predicted model, not a curated record. The transcript has 5 exons.
GCACUGCUCACUUGGCGACGAACGAUAAGCAAAUGCGAACGUUGCUGGGUUUCGUAUCUUUCAGUUUGUUUGAUCAGUUCGAAAAGUGAAGUCGAAGUCGCAAGCGAAAAUUCUACUUUGUGCGUUGAGCGAAAGACGCCACAGGCAAUACAAGAAAAAUAUAGAAAAAACGAAGACGAAUUAAAUACGAAAAAACAUAUACGAAUGUGGCUAAAACCUAACUGUAGUUCGAUGCAUAACUUUUAAGGACUUUUGCGCGUUGAAGCCUUGAUUCGGCGAACAUUUUUAAGUUUUUCGUGUGACAUUUUUUCGUUGCCUGUUUUUUUGAGAAAACCCAUUGAACACCGUUCGUGCGCCGUGAAGUUGGUGUAUUCGCGCACACGAGGGAGUCAAAACUCUACCAGCCUGUUAGAAAGACACAUACAUAUAAAAGAAACACUAUCACACAAGUAAAAAACAUUUAAAUUUACACAACAACUGCAAAUCAACACUCAAUACGUCUUUAGGUAACGCAUUGCAGAAGAAAAUUGCAGGAAAUUGCAAAAUUUGCAAAUCAAAAACUACUUAAAAGCUCUCUGAUAUAACAUAUAGAUUGCCAUAUACGUAUGUAUGUACAUAUGUGCACGUCAAGCAGGCGAUCGCUGCCAAUCGUUUAUGAACUGAAGCGCAUGUGAAUCGAGUGCCAAUGAGUGAUUGAACAGAGGCACAGCGGCAGCCACCAACGGAGCGCUAUAACUGCACAAAAUGUUGGCGAGACAAAUAGCGCCUUAGUUGCUAGAAACAGCCGAUACACGCUAUUUAAAAUAAGCAAACAAAACAAACACACACAUACAUACACUUAAACUACAAACAACAAAAAAGACAAAGCAAAAUACAAUAAAUAAACAGAAUUGUGCAAAACACGCUCAAGGUGCACGAGUGGAGCGUUAAAGUGUCAGUUACAAACGGCAAAGUGUUGCUUAAGUAACAACAACACCAACAACGGCAACAACAAUAACGAAACUCAUAAUAAAUUCGAGGCGACAAACAACAGCUCGAAAACAACGUCGAAAAAUAAUAAGAAAAAAAUUAUAUUUUUCCUCAAAUCAAAAAAAAUUAAAAAAAUUUACAACAAAAUGUUGCCACACACAAUCCUGCUAGCGCUGCUGCUUUGCUGCCAACAGCUCAGCCCCGCACGGACGACACGCCUGCCGCUGGAGGUGUACGAGCUGACGGCAGCCGCCGCAGCCACCGCCUGCAGCGCGGCCGAUGACAGCAGCGCCGAUACGCGACACAGAAACUUGGAAUAUGCCACAGUCAAUGCGAAAAUGUUGCAGCAAGCCGCAGCAGCCAGCAAUUCGGCGGUGUCAGCGACAACAACAACAAUAGCAACGCAAGCCGCCGCGGCAAUUGCAACGGAUUCACAGCAUGCGGCAGCAGGUGCGCCGUCUGCAAACCAACACACGCAACAACAAGCGAAGCAACAGAGCGAUCUGCUUCUGGAUCAGCGACGUUCACGUCAGAUGUUGGAGAUCAUCGAGCAGCAACAACGCGAGCAUCAGCAGCACAAUUACCAUCGUGAAACGCUGUUGCAGCAACAACAACAGCAGCUAAAGCUCUCCAAAACCGCCAGUCCUUUCGCAGUAUACGAAAAGGAUAACAACAGUUAUAACCGGCAAAGACACGGCGCUGGUCGUGCGGGCGUACAAGAUGUACGCGUACUUUACCAAGUCGGGGACUCCGAAGACGAUCUGCCGAUAUGUGCGCCGAACGCCGUUUGCUCCAAGAUCGACUUGUACGAGACGCCGUGGAUUGAGCGCCAGUGCCGCUGCCCUGCAGUUAAUCGCCAGCCACACAUCGUGCUGCACCACCACGCCCACCACAGCGCUGGCGAUGCAGGCGUACUGACGUCACAUGCCGCUACUGCUGCCGCCGCGCACGACAAAUACCGUAGCUACUAUGAGCGGGAGCGCCUGUUGCAACAUAAACGACUGCUGGUUGGUGAUUACAACGACAAGAAAUUCGAGCAACUGCAUUUGAAGAAGCUAAUGCAGCGUCUGGGCGCAGUCUAUGAAGAGGACUUGCACCUGCCGCCUAGUGAUUAUGCGGCAGCAUCAGUUGCCUCACAUAGUGAGGAUAACGAUGCGCUGCCGAAUUCGCAGGAGGAUGAGUUACUGAGUGAGCUGAGCGACAAUGAGUUUCCACAUACGCCUUCGCGUCGUAAUUACUACAGCGUUGAGCCGAGCACGGCGCAUAUGCGGCACUCGGGUCACAAUGGACAUCGUGCAAAGGAGCCGAUCAACUACAUUGGUGGCUGUCCCAGCGGUUUGGGUGUGGAGGAUGGGCACACCAUUGCCGAUAAGACGCGUCACUAUAAGAUGUGCCAACCGGUGCACAAGCUACCCGUCUGCAAGCAUUUUCGCGAUUAUACGUGGACGCUGACCACUUCGGCGGAGCUGAAUGUGACCGAGCAAAUAGUGCAUUGCCGUUGCCCGAAGAAUUCAGUGACAUAUCUGACGAAAAGAGAACCGGCGACAGAUGGCGCGAGUGGCUACACAUACCUCUUUGCAUGUUCACCCAUAACACGCAUACGCUGCCAACGUAAGCAACCCUGCAAACUUUUCACGGUACGAAAGCGUCAGGAGUUCCUCGACGAAGUAAACAUCAACGCGCUGUGUCAGUGCCCGAAGGGACAUCGCUGCCCCAGCCAUCACACACAAUCGGGCGUUAUACCCGGCGAGAGCUUCCUGGAGGACAACAUUCAAACCUACUCGGGCUACUGCAUGGCCAAUGAUUGAUGGUCUUCGGCGGCACCGAUGGGCAAAAGACGACAACAACGAAAGCGAAAAUUCAAAAAACAUAAAAAGCAAAAGCAACAACCACAGGUGAAGCCGCUGCAGCAGAGCGAAAUGAGCACUGGGCAGCUGACCACAUUCCAACUACAGUUAUAUGUGGGCAUUACAGUGCAGGCGACAGCAAGGGUACAAAGAAAAACAUUUGAUACAAAUUAAAAGUAAAAUACACACACAUAAGAGUAAUAAGAAGUGAGAAGUGCGAGUUGCAAGCAGCCACAAGCGAAAAUUUAGUCAAAAGGAGAAUGUUAAGGAAAAAGCAACAAACAAAUAGUUGACUGAGCCAGUUGAGUCUCGUCUUUUUUAUGAAUUAACAUUUAAGUAAAUGCAAAUUAGUGUUAAAAAUUGUUUUGCUUACUUAAAAUAUUUAAGUUAAAUUAUAAUUAAUUUAUAAACAACAACAACAAAUAUGAAUAUGUUAAUAUUUAUUUAAUUAAGCUAUUUUAUUGGUAAACUAAGCGCAGCUACGGGGAGUAAACGACGAGUCGUUAGUAAUUACACACACAUAAAUACAACUAAAAGUAUAUAGCUUAACACAUACAUACACAAUUAUUGCCUUUGCCUAGUAUAGGGUGUGCAGAAAGUGGAGUUUUGUAAAUUGUAAAUAAUUUAAAGUCGCGUAAAGUUAAACUAUUAUUGAUAAAGUUACUAAAAUACAAACAAGAAAGGCUAAAAAAAUUUAUAAAAAUAAAAAGAAAAAUUAAGAAAAGAGAAAAUAUUAGCCAAGCGUGCCAAUUAUAGGGUGCAGUCUUAAUUAAUUCUAUUAAGUUAUGAAAAUCAGGUACUCAGUAACUUACCAAGCAAAGCAAGAAUCAAUAUGAAAAACGAAAAAACACAUAAAGACAAGCUGAAUUGUACCUGAAAGCAGUUUUAAAGGAAAUAAAGCGCAAAAAAUGCGAAAAGUAAACGAAAGAAAUAAAGUAGCAGGCAGAUAGUUACUAACGUAACAAGAAUAAAAUAAAGCAAAAUAAAUAUUGAAAAAAAAAUAAACUGAAUAUGUAAAAAUAUUAAUUUGUAAAUAUAGAAUUUAAUAUUUAAAAAUUCUUUUUUAAUAGAAAAAUAAUAUAACACAAUAACUUUUAUAAUGAAAAACAGUAUAAGCAUACUUCAAAAAAAGCAAAAAAAAACAAUGAAGUAAAAAUAUUUAAACCGUUAAAAAUACAACAAAAUUUCACUGAAUUUUUUUUCUUAGAAAACUUAAAAAAUUAAAAAAAAAUCAAAACAAUAAAAAUAUUAAAGUAAAAAAAUGUUCAAACCAUUAAAAAAUACAAAAAAAUUUGAUCUGAACUUUUUUUUUAUAAAACUUAAAAUUUUCAAAACAAAACUUAAAAAAAAGAUAAUAAUGUAAACAAAUUUCGAAACCAUUAAAAAAAUACAACCAAAUUGCAUUGAAAACUUUUUUAUAAAACUUAAAAAAUUUCAAAAAAAAAAUCAAAUACCAUUUUUUUAGCCUCCACUGUGCCUACGUCUAAAUUACACUAGCAUAUAAUAAUUUAUUCGAUUAGCUUUUAUUGCUUAGCCAACUAUUUAUAUGUGUAAAUUAUUAAUUUAAAUUACAAAUAUAUAAAACGAAACGAAAAAAUGCAAAAAAUAAGCAGCGACACGCGCUAGCACUUAGCCACAGCAAUGCUUCCAACAGUCUUUAAGGCCCUUCACAUUUGAGCGCAGCAUUAAUUCAUACAGACACACACACACACGAAAACAUUUAAAUUGGCACCAAAAUUAGUUCGUAAUGGAAAAAUGCAUAAUUUAAAAAUAUUCAAAGUUAAUUUUAAUUUUAACACACACAUGCACAUAGACACACAUGUGUACUAAUGUUUAAUUUAGCUGUAGACUCCACUUUAAGUUGCGGUGUGAUUGAGUUUCUUUUCUAUUGCCUUUAUAUAUGUACAUAUACAUAUGUACAUUACAUUUAUAUUUUGUUUUUGUAUAAAGACCUAUUUAUAUGGAGAUUUGAAAAUUUAUACAUAAAUAUAUACGCAAUGAUGAUUAACUUAUAA